Molecule: messenger RNA, 1780 nt
Organism: Asparagus officinalis (garden asparagus)
Lineage: Eukaryota; Viridiplantae; Streptophyta; Magnoliopsida; Asparagales; Asparagaceae
Product: acyl-coenzyme A thioesterase 9, mitochondrial
Exons: 5
Coding region: 104-1471 (455 amino acids)
Biological process (GO): acyl-CoA metabolic process
Molecular function (GO): fatty acyl-CoA hydrolase activity
Source: RefSeq, a predicted model, not a curated record
GAUCCCCAUCCUUCACGCACAAAACUCGAGACUGCUGCGACUGAAAACACGAUCCCAAAGUUCCAUUUGAUAAAACGAUCAAAAAAAAUCCCACAUUCCCCAAAUGAGGAAGCCCUCCUUCCCCCUCAAAACCCUAGACCCCUCCCUCCUCUCGAUCUCGAGGAUCAAGCGCUCCUCCUCGUCUUCGUCGUCAAUGGACCCCUCGUCCCCGAUCCACAUCAACUCGACCUACCCCCCUCCCUUCAAGAACCCUAAGAACCCUAGCAUCGACGCCUCGUCGUCGAUCAGAAAGCCCCUCAGCCUGUGGCCUGGAAUGUUCCACUCCCCCGUUACCACCGCCCUUUGGGAGGCCCGAUCGAGCAUCUUCGAGAGGCUGCUGGCGAGGACGCCGGCGCAGAGCAGGACCAGCAUCGUCUACAAUUUCUCCAGGGAUUACAUCCUGAGGGAGCAGUACAGGGAUCCUCUGAAUCAGGUCAGGAUCGGGAAGCUGCUCGAGGAUCUCGACGCCCUCGCCGGCACCAUCGCUUUCAAGCACUGCUCUGAUGAUGAUAGCACAACAAGGCCUCUUCUUCUGGUCACUGCUUGUGUAGAUAAGAUGGUCCUAAAGAAGCCAAUUCGUGUAGAUACAGAUCUGAAAAUAACUGGAGCAGUCACAUGGGUUGGCCGCUCAUCACUUGAUAUCCAAAUUGAAGUUACUCAGCUAGAUGAAGAUAACUCGAAAGCAUUAGAUCCUGUAGCUUUGACUGCAAAUUUCACAUUUGUUGCACGUGACUCGAAGACUGGAAAGUCUGCUCCUGUGAACCACCUUUCGCCUGAAACUGAACAAGAGAAGUUACUUUAUAGCGAAGGUGAAACAAGAGAUAGAGUUCGUAAGAAGAAGAGAGAAGAACAGAAAAGAGAAUUUGAGAAAGGUGGACAUGUUUUCCAUGGAAAAGUAGAACGGCUAAAGGCUUUGUUGGCUGAAGGGCGUGUGUUCUGUGAUCUGCCUGCUUUAGCCGAUAGAGACAGCAUUCUUAUUAGAGAUACCUGUCUUGAAAAUGCUCUUAUUUGUCAACCUCAGCAAAGGAACAUCCACGGGCGCAUUUUUGGAGGGUUUUUAAUGCAAAGAGCAUUUGAACUAGCCUUUUCGACUGCAUAUGCCUUUGUUGGACAGAUGCCUCACUUUCUUGAAGUUGAUCAUGUUGAUUUUUUAAAGCCUGUGGAUGUUGGAAACUUCCUUCGCUUCAAAUCAUGUGUUCUGUACACAGAACUUGAGAACCCCGAGCAGCCACUCAUCAAUGUCGAAGUUGUAGCUCAUGUAACAAGGCCUGAACUCCGAACCAGCGAGGUAUCAAACACAUUUUACUUCACAUAUACAGUCAAUCCCAAAUCUUUGAAGAAUGGUUGGAGGGUUCGCAAUGUUGUUCCUGCGACAGAAGAAGAGGCACGGCGUGUAAUUGAACGUAUGGAUGCGGAGAAGAAUAACUAUUGAUUCGUUGUCGUUUGCUGCUCUCAUUCUGUGGCAUGGCAGCUCUCUAAUACCCAUGGCACCACAUUUCAUUCAUGUAGAGAUUAAUAUAUAUGCUAAAAUUGGCAUUACAGUUGGCAUUACAGUGUAAUAAAACUCGAUUCCUGCAAUUAAUUGGGAAAAGGAAAUAUGGAAUUAUACAUAUUUAAUUUGAUUAUGUAUUUGACUGGGGUUUAUAGGAGAUUGAUGUAUAGGUAAGAUUAAUAAUCAGGAAUUAAAUUAUACACUCAAUAAGCAAUGACUAAUAAUUUUAUUGACUCGGCGGUUUGAAUC